Messenger RNA from Oncorhynchus nerka (sockeye salmon), 2211 nucleotides. RefSeq lists its product as uncharacterized. The transcript has 4 exons. Lineage: Eukaryota; Metazoa; Chordata; Actinopteri; Salmoniformes; Salmonidae. Bases 1 to 2211 code for a protein of 736 amino acids. The record is from RefSeq and is a predicted model, not a curated record.
AUGACAGCACUCGACAUCACUUUGUUCUUUCAAGCGCAGUUUACCCACCAGCGCCUCCCCACCAGCUUACCCCCCAGUUUACCCACCAGCGCCUCCCCACCAGCUUACCCAACAGUUUACCCACCAGCGCCUCCCCACCAGCUUACCCCCCAGUUUACCCACCAGCGCCUCCCCACCAGCUUACCCAACAGUUUACCCACCAGCGCCUCCCCACCAGCUUACCCACCAGUUUACCCACCAGCGCCUCCCCACCCGUUUACUCACCAGCGCCUCCCCACCAGCUUAUUCACCAAUUUACCCACCAGUGUUUACCCACCAGCGCCUCCCCACCAGCGCCUCCCCACCAGCUUACCCACCAGCGCCUCCCCACCAGCUUACCCACCAGCGCCUCCCCACCAGCUUACCCACCAGUUUACCCACCAGCGCCUCCCCACCAGCUUACCCACCAGUGCCUCCCCACCUGCUUACACACCAGUUUACCCACCCGCUUACCUACCAGUGCCUCCCACCAGUUUACCCACCGGUUUACCCACCAGUGCCUCCCACCAGCUUAUCCACCAGCUUACUCACCAGUGCCUCCCACCAGUUUACCCACCAGCUUACCCACCAGUGCCUCCCACCAGUUUACCCACCAGUGCCUCCCACCAGCUUACUCACCAGCUUACCCACCAGUUUACCCACCAGCUUACCCAACCGGUUUACGCACCAGUGCCUCCCACCAGCUUACUCACCAGUGCCUCCCACCAGCUUACCCACCAGCUUACCCACCAGUGCCUCCCACCAGCUUACUCACCAGCUUACCUACCAGUGCCUCCCACCAGUUUACCCACCAGUGCCUCCCACCAGAUUACCCACCAGUUUACCCACCAUUUACCCACCAGUGCCUCCCCAGCAGCUUACCCAGCAGCUUACCCACCAGUGCCUCCCACCAGCUUACCCACCAGUGCCUCCCACCAGUGCCUCCCCAACAGCUUACCCAGCAGCUUUCCCACCAGUGCCUCUCCACCAGUGCCUCCCCUCCAGCUUACCCACGAGUGCCUCCCCACCAGCUUACCUCCAACCAGCUUACCCACCAGUUUACCCACCAGCUUACCCACCAGCUUACCCACCAGUGCCUCCCCACCAGCUUACCCACCAGUGCCUCCCUCCAGCUUACCCACCAGUGCCUACCCACCAGUGCCUACCCGCCAGUGCCUACCCACCAGUGCCUCCCCACCAGUUUACCCACCAGCUUACCCACCAGCUUACCCACCAGUGCCUCCCCACCAGCUUACCCACCAGUGCCUCCCUCCAGCUUACCCACCAGCUUACCCACCAGUGCCUCCCACCAGUUUACCCACCAGUGCCUCCCACCAGCUUACCCACCAGUGCCUCCCACUAGAUUACCCACCAGUGCCUCCCACUAGAUUACCCACCAGUUUACUCACCAGUGCCUCCCCACCAGCUUACCCACCAGUGCCUCCCCAGCAGCUUACCCAGCAGCUUACCCACCAGUGCCUCCCACCAGCUUACCCACCAGUGCCUCCCACCAGUGCCUCCCCAACAGCUUACCCAGCAGCUUUCCCACCAGUGCCUCUCCACCAGUGCCUCCCCUCCAGCUUACCCACGAGUGCCUCCCCACCAGCUUACCUCCAACCAGCUUACCCACCAGUUUACCCACCAGCUUACCCACCAGCUUACCCACCAGUGCCUCCCCACCAGCUUACCCACCAGUGCCUCCCUCCAGCUUACCCACCAGUGCCUACCCACCAGUGCCUACCCGCCAGUGCCUACCCACCAGUGCCUCCCCACCAGUUUACCCACCAGGUUACCCACCAGCUUACCCACCAGUGCCUCCCCACCAGCUUACCCACCAGUGCCUCCCUCCAGCUUACCCACCAGUGCCUACCCACCAGUGCCUACCCGCCAGUGCCUACCCACCAGUGCCUCCCCACCAGCUUACCCACCAGCUGCCUACCCACCAGUGCCUACCCAUCAGUGCCUACCCACCAGUGCCUCCCACCAGCUUACCCACCAGCACCUCCCACUGCCCUUACAAAUCUACGACACAGAAGGAUCAAGGCGAGGAUGGGCCCCCUUUCUCUUUGUCCUCCGGUGUUUCUCUCCUUAAACAUGCGCCUCCUCCUGGCCGCUGUAGCUGUGGUGGUCUCCUCCGGCUCCACAUGGAAACAGAUGGUAUCAAGGGAUGGAGAGGAUGGCAUCCAGCCAUAG